This is a messenger RNA of Prunus armeniaca (apricot), 1047 nucleotides long. The record is from the annotation of a GenBank genome assembly. Lineage: Eukaryota; Viridiplantae; Streptophyta; Magnoliopsida; Rosales; Rosaceae.
AUGGCUGCAACAGUUUCACUCUCUUUUUCCUUAGAUCCACAGCACCACCAUCUCUUAUCCAACACAACCCACUUCAAGCUUCACCAAACUCCCCUUCUUCCCUUCUCUCCCCCAACGUCAACUCUUUUCCCCAAAUACCCACUUGCUAUUUUCCAUAAAUCACACCCUUCCGCUUUCAAAUCUUCUUCCUCUCCAUCUCAUUCUUCAACAACAACAACAACUGCUUCUGAUACAACUGCUACUGAUACAGCUACAACUACAAGCACAAGCACAACAUCUUCGUCAUUUCUUGAAUACCCACUUAGAACAGGUCGAUUUCUGAGCAGUGAAGAGCUCGAGCAACUCAAAUUGCUUGAGAAUUUCAGGUAUUAUCAGGAAUUGGAAUCUGGGUCGAUGUGGGUUCGGGUGAUGAGGCCGGAGGAAAUGGACAUCACUGUUGGGUUGCUGUCUGAGUCGUUUGCAGAGUCGAUGCUUUUGCCUUCUGGAUAUGUCUCUGUGUUGGGCUACUUGGUCAAGCAAUACUUGUUUGAGCGGAUGGAGCUAUCGCCACACACUGCCACGCUUAUUGGGUUUUACAGAAGACGUAAAGAAGAGGGUGAAGAACAACAAGAAAAAAACACAGAAGAUGAAGAAGAAGUGCAUGAAGUUGAAUUUUUGGCGGGGACUGUGGAAGUUUGCUUUGACAAAAAGGGUGCCAACGCUUCUCCUCCUACACCCACUCCUCCCAAGAACUCGCCUUAUAUAAGCAACAUGGCGGUGAAGAAGUCGCUUAGGAGGAGGGGCAUCGGCUGGCAUCUUUUGAAGGCAAGCGAGGAACUUAUAUCUCAGAUGAGUUCCUCAAGAGAGGCGUAUUUGCAUUGCAGAAUGAUUGAUACAGCUCCAUUCAACAUGUACAAAAAAGCAGGUUACGACAUUGUAAAGACAGAUAACAUUUUGGUUAUGUUGCUGUUGCAGAGGCGCAAGCACUUAAUGUGCAAGAAACUUCCAGUCUUAACCAGCUUUUCAGAAUCAGAUACAUUCUGUUCUGAAGAGGAAUUAACAUCAUGA